Molecule: messenger RNA, 5285 nt
Organism: Siniperca chuatsi (mandarin fish)
Lineage: Eukaryota; Metazoa; Chordata; Actinopteri; Centrarchiformes; Sinipercidae
Product: beta-1,4-galactosyltransferase 3
Exons: 7
Coding region: 1314-2495 (393 amino acids)
Biological process (GO): carbohydrate metabolic process
Molecular function (GO): glycosyltransferase activity
Source: RefSeq, a predicted model, not a curated record
GUAUCGUGAUUGCUCAUUCGCUCUUCGAGACUACAGCACAUCGCAGCACACAGCGUCAACUUCAAAACAUAUCGGAAAUACGGAGGAGGGUGGGUACUGUUGGGGACAUCGACGGCUAACAGCUAUUUAACCAGCCAAGUGAUACAAGCAACCCUGUAUCCCAGUCUGAGCUGUUCUAGAGUGAUUGGUCCAGUUCCUGUCCAUCCAGUGAGUCUAGUGGCUGUCAGCCCAGUGAUCUGCUUGAGGAGUCUCAUAGCUGUGGAUUGCAUCAUUAUGGGACAAUAGGAGUGGAAAUCAAAACUCUCCCUCCUCCUCCUCUUCCUCCAUCUCCUCCCCCAUUUCUUUUUCUCUCAGACUGACUCUCCACUGAAACCCUCCCCCUAACAAAUACACAGUUACCCACAUGCAAACCUCUGACCACUCCUCCCACACUGGUCAUGGUCCACUCCCCCUGUCUCUCCAGCCAGUCAGGCAGUGAGUUGAUGGAAGCUGUGUAAUCCUCUGUAAAGUAUAGGGCCUAUACGGCUGCAUAUGGUCCCUUUUUGUCAUGGCGGCUGUUGUUGUUGCGCAGGCCUCCCUCAGGAGAGAACAUGAGGGAGAACAGAAGGCAGCAUAAAGCUCACAAAGGGAGGAAGAGAGAGCGAGAGAGUGAGUGAGAGACACUGACGCUGCUAUUUAAUUGACCGGAGGAGAAUGAGCUUCACAGGGCAAUGGAUGGAAUUCAACGGGGGUGAAACCACAUGAUGUGGGACUGGCAUUACCACCUCACGCCAAUCACAAAUUGGACCAACAGUCAACUUUGGAUAUAUUUGCCACAUAGUGACCUGCAGCAAGGAAUGCAGUGAAAUAGAGAAAAGUAGACGAGACUUUUUUCUUGGUUUAGAAUAUUUUUCUAUUUCCUCUUUGGUUUUUUUUUUUUUUUUUUUUUUUUGGUUUUGUUUUUUCAAUUACAGCCUACCAAAAGUGCCUUUUUUGUUACUUUUUUCCGCUCAUCUUGCUCUAUAUUCACACUCCAUAUUGCCACCAAUUAUUGCAUGUUUACAUACAGUAACUGUCAAAGUCAAUGCUUGUUGCCAUAUUUUAGAGAAGGUACAUAGUAUAUUUGACUUUAUGCGUGGGUGUUAACAGCCACAACACCAGCCUUUAUCAAAUACACAGUUGACACUCAUCACAUUCCUGAAUUUUGUUUCUACUUGGGCAGAGCUUACAUAGCCCCAGCAUUAAAUCACUGAGCGUCAUUUUGCUCCAGACCAGCGUGACUUUCUGCACUGCCUCCUUCCGACCUCCUUACUUGACGACGCAGAACCGUCGCCAUGGUCAGUAUUCAGUCCAAAUGGCGCUACCUUUUCAUGUUCCUGGGCAUCCAGGUGGUGGUCAUGGCACUGCUGUCCCGAGAGGGAUACCAGAAGAGGGUCUCUUACUUCAUCCGCAUCUUCCGCAAGCCUGACACCACUAGUUUGUCUGGCCGCAACCACACAACAGCUGGCAUCCCUGGAGGGGAUGUAUAUGCCAACCUCUCCCACUUAUCCAAAGUUCAUAGCCACGGAGAUGAGAUGCCCUACUGCCCUAAGACGUCCCCUUUUAUAGGUGGGCCAAUCCAUGUCAGCUUUCCAUCAGGGCUCACUCUAGCAGAGGUUCAGAGGAAAAAUCCACUGGUGGUGCGUGGAGGACGCUACAGGCCGCCUGACUGUGAGGCGAGGCACCGAACAGCCAUCAUCAUUCCCCACAGACACAGAGAACACCACCUUAAGUUCCUACUAUACUACCUACAUCCCUUUCUGCAGCGACAACAGCUCCACUAUGGAAUUUACAUCAUUCACCAGGCCGGAAACUACACUUUUAACAGGGCAAAGCUGAUGAAUGUGGGUUUCCGGGAGGCUAUGAAGGAGGAAGACUGGGACUGUCUCUUCUUCCAUGAUGUGGACCUCAUUCCGGAGGAUGAUCGCAACACAUACGUCUGCGACUCCAACCCCAAGCAUGCAGCCAUCGCCAUGGACAAGUUUGGUUACAAGCUUCCGUACAAGAUGUACUUUGGAGGAGUGUCUGCUCUGACACCACUGCACUACCUCAAAAUGAAUGGCUUUCCCAACAACUACUGGGGCUGGGGUGGAGAGGACGACGAUAUUGGAGUCAGAGUGUCUCUGGCAGGGAUGUAUAUCACUCGUCCAUCACUGAAGGUUGGCCGUUAUAAGAUGAUUAAACACAAGCUGGAUAAAGGCAAUGAUGUGAACCCAAAGAGGUUCAACAUGCUGGCCAAGACACGUCAGACCUGGAAGUUGGAUGGGAUGAACACAGCUGAAUAUGAGACAAUCUCACGGCAAUACCUGCCCCUCUACACCAACAUCACUGUCAACAUCGGCACUGAGGCCGGUCUACAUCCACCUCCCCCAACACCACAUCCUCCUGCCAAAGCUACAGGCAAACCUGCAGUCAAAGCACCUGCCGAAGUGCCAGCCAAACCCCCAGCCAAUCUCAAAGAGGGCCGCUCACCAUAACGUUUCUUCAGUGGCCUGGGGUUUUUUGCUUUUUCUUCAGUUUGUGGAGGAAUUAGUUUGUGGCGAAUCAUCAUCAUACUACCUGCGGACAGUGGGGCACUCAUUUGGGUGAUAAAAAACUCCAGAUUUAUUAAAAAUAAAAACAAUAGACCUGAAUGCCUCAACCGUGAGGUGAUGGCUCUCCACCUUGGUUCUUCCAAGGGAGCUACAGUGAAGAGUGAAGUGUAAAAGUUGGACUCUAUGAGUUUGUAUAUCUACAGCGCUGUGGUCGCUGAUUAAACCUUGUGAUGCCUUAGAAUCUUGUUCUUCUUUUGUCUUUUCACUUGUACCUUACAUUAUUUAGAAUAUCGGGUUUAAUGAAGUGGUACCUGCAAUUUCCAGCAGUCACACUGUGCCACAACAGAGUCUGACUCAUUUUUGUCUCAACGCCAAUGAAUACGCAAGUGAAGGAGACAGUUGUUUCCAGUUGUGUGUGUGUGUGAAGCUUCUACAAGGAGUACUGAGAGAAGGAACUUGACUGAUUUGUGUAUUACUAUUACUACUAUUACUGUGCACAAAUCUUAUCUGUCCUCAAAUAUCUGGGGUUUUGUCUAGAAAGGCUUCCUACACGAGAUGCUGGUCUAUAUCUAUUUUGUUUGUGUAUCAAAAGCUAGACUAAAUUUUUCUAAUGCUUCCAAAGUUAUGGAAGCUGCACACAUAAUUUUGUCUCUUGCCAUGUUCAGUAGAAUUACCAGUCUGAAUGAGAAAUUUUAGUUCUGUACACCUAGGCCAAGAUACAACUCCUGUGUAGCGUUUAUCUUAGUCAGUGCAUUCAGUUCAGCCUUUCAGAUUUGCAGCAUAUCCAAUAUCUUCAGCAUCUUUUUUGUGUGUUUUUGUUUUUUUUGUUGCCUUUAUCAGGUGGAGCAGGUCUUGGUGACAGUGAUCAGUCCUCUGCCUUCAGAUGAGCUUGUGAUUCACAUCAAAAUGGAGUCUGUCGUGUGUGUGUAUAUAUAGAAUUAUUAUUUUUUUAAAUAUAUGUUGAUUUAUGUACAGUGUACUAUAUAACCCAUUAUGUAAAUGUAUACCCUCAAGAGUGCUGGCUUGUUCCUCAACACUUUAUGUGCAGUCAGUCUUUAUGUGCUUUUUUUUUUUGUAUCUUUUGCCCAUCUCCUGUUACAGUAGCCAAAUUUAUACAUGUCGACAAACAAGGUAGUUCGAUCACUUGAGCCCAAAACACAACAUGACAAAUCUGUGAUCGCUGUUGAUGGGUAAUGGAAGUUGUUUUGCUGUUGUCUCUAGAUAGUAUUAUUAUUUUGCAUAUUUUUACUUCAGUUAGGAUUAUAUUGUCCUUUUAUGUUUUGAGAAAAUUCUGUGACAUCUUGGACUGAUUUAAUAAUUUAAAAACCCACAAAGUAAUGUCUAAAUGCAUUGUUGUCAAGUUGACAUAUUAAUGAUGGGAGGUUCUCACCCAACGUUUAGUGAAAUUUAACUGAAAAUCAGGGAUAUGAUCCAGAUAUCUUUAGCAAUAUUUGCUUAAGUUAUAGGUUGGCUCGCCAAUAACUAAACAGGCUGUUUCUUUCUCUUUUCUCCUUUUUAUUCUUUCAAUCUUUUUAUUUCAAACACAUAAGAACAAUGUUAUCAUUUGGUGUAGUCUUCAAUAUUGACCCAGUUUCCCAGAGAUGUUACUCUGAAAGCCAGUUCUUUAACACAUCUGCUAUGUCCUCCCCACUAGUGCCUGUAUACUGCAUGUUGACCCUCCCCUCUUCAUUUCUCUCCACUCAGACAGAUUUGAUUGUUUACACGGAAAAAACAGUCCCUUUACCCAGUGAGUGUGGCUGUACUGGCAGGUGAACAGGCUGAAACCAAAGAUGACUGCAUGUGAUGAUUGAUAAAAAAGGUGUGUGUAUACAGUACUCCAUAUGUUGUCAAUUAUAUCUGUAACACUGUAUUAUUCUAUAUAUCUUAGUGGACGGGCCUAUCAUUUCUUCCUAUCAAUAUUUGUAGCCUCUUUCACUUCUGUGUUCAAAGAAUCUCAAACCAACAUAUAUUUAGUACAAACCAUAGGUGAAAAAAACUUUUUUAGUGAAGGGAUGAGGGAUUCUUAAAAACUGUACUGAAAACAUAUUUUUGUCUUCAUGUGAUUGUGGUAUUUGUCUGCUGAAGUGGGUGAGACAUGCUCUGAGAGUGGUUGCCUGUGAUUUUCAAAAAUAGAUGAUUAUAUACUGUUAUCAUUUUGAUGUGAAUUCAUAUUCAACUCCUAUGGCCUUAGCAACACACAAAAUACUAGUAUUUCAACACGUGGUCACUAAUAGCAACUUUAUAUCAAGAGUAAAUGUGCAUGGCAAGGAACCAAUUAGUAAGGGUAUGGGAAUGUACUGAGCACAACAUGGAGAUGAUACAUAUCAGUGCUCACCUUGAAAAUAUGAAGCAUGCAGAAGUGUCUAUGUUGUGAACUGGAAACUGUCUUAUUGUGACUUUAAAUGCACGUUUCCAUCUGCAUCAGGAUACAGUAGCAUUUCUGAGAAAAAUGAGCUUGUUAUAUUCCCAUAGUCACAAUGUACAUUCUCCGUCAUUUACUGUGAAACACUUGACCAGAUGUUUUGGGUUUUCUGUACGCUACUUUAUGUUCGAUUUGAUUUGACUCCGUUCUGAUGUGGAUUAGCUCAGCAACAAUAGAAAGCAGUCAUCACAAAGUAAUACUGAAGCAAGCAAGGGCAAUGUGACUUUGAGAGUUAUUUCGGCUCUCUUUAUGAAUUCUGCACAGUCCUGAGUGGCCUUAAAUUCAUUAAUAAACUGAUGAUUCAAAAGAAA